This is a messenger RNA of Pygocentrus nattereri (red-bellied piranha), 2615 nucleotides long. It is a transcript of the gene elmo3, whose product is annotated as engulfment and cell motility 3. The coding region runs from base 186 to 2333 and encodes 715 amino acids. The record is from RefSeq and is a predicted model, not a curated record. Lineage: Eukaryota; Metazoa; Chordata; Actinopteri; Characiformes; Serrasalmidae. Gene Ontology annotation, biological process: cell motility; actin filament organization. The transcript has 21 exons.
CAAAAAUACUACUUACUAAACUCCGGAGGACCGCAGUGUAACCCGCUCGGAGAGGCUGCGGAGCUCAAACUGCUACAACAGCUCCGUGUUUUCACCAGCGGAGCUCAGAUGUGAAGGAGCUCCACCGCGGAAAAAACCCGCUCUCUCCCAACAGAGUCUAGGAGGACAGGCACCAGCAUCUGAAAAUGCCGCAACAGAAGGACAUAGUAAAGAUUGCUAUUCAGAUGCCGGGGGCAUACCCCCAGCUCAUCCAGCUGGAUCAGAAAAAGCCGCUCUCUGCGGUGAUAAAAGAAGUUUGUGACAAGUGGAAUCUUUCGGGCCCUGAGAACUUCGCUCUUCAGUACGCAGAUGGAGUCCAGACCUACAUCACGGAGUCUAAUCGAUUGGACAUUAAGAAUGGCAGCAUUCUCCGGCUGACCAAAGCUCCAGGCCGCUGUGCAGAGGACCUCUAUAAGGGCAUUCAGAGUUCAGACUCUGGUGUACGCUGUGAGUCGCUGAAGGAGCUGGCUGCUGUGUCCACAGACAUUACCUUCGCUCAAGAGUUUAUCAGCCGAGACGGACACUCGCUGCUCGUCCAGAUCGUGGAGGAUGCUAAUGAGGUCCCUAUGGUUAUGUUACACACGCUUACGGCCUUCAUGGAGCUGAUGGACCAUGGAAUCGUUUCCUGGGAGAACCUCUCCAGCGUCUUCAUCAAAAAGUUGGUCAGUUUUGUGAAUGGAAAGCUACUGGAUGCCUCUAUCCAGCAGGUGUCCCUGGACAUCAUGGAGAGCAUGGUCCUGAGCAGCAGCAGCCUCUUCCAUCAGAUCAGAAAGGAGAUCACUCUGGAUCAACUCAUCUCCCACCUGCAGGUGUCUAACCAGCUGCUUCAGACUAAAGCCAUGGCCCUCCUGAUGGCCCUGUUGCAGACUGCUGGGGAGACAGAUAGGCAGGACCUUUUUGCUUUCCUUGAGAAGAAGAACAUGCGCCAGUACAUCUACAAGAACAUCAUCCACAGUUCAGGUUCGGUUGGAGAUGAAAUGGCUCAUCACCUGUACGUGCUGCAGUCAGUCCGUCUGAACCUCCUGGAGCCGCGCAUGAAGACGCCGCUGGACUCCUUUAAUCAGGAGCAGAGGGAAGCACUGCACAGUUUGCGCCAGGCUGUGUUUGAGACGGAAAGUGAGGGCAGUCUGAGUAAUGAGCGGCGUCGUUCACUCUGCGCUAAAGAGUUCAAAAAGCUGGGCUUUUCGAAUAACAGUAACCCGGGUCAGGACCUGGGCCGGACUCCUCCAGGCCUGCUGGCUCUUGACACCAUGACAUACUUCGCCUCCCGUUACCCAGACGCCUACAGCAGAUUUGUUCUAGAGAACAGCAGCAGAGAGGAUAAGCAUGAGUGUCCGUUUGCCCGCAGCAGCAUCCAGCUCACACUCACCCUUUGUGAGAUUCUGCGUAUCGGAGAACCACCAUCAGAGACAGGUUCGAACUACCACCCCAUCUUUUUUGCACAGGACAGGCUGCUGGAGGAGCUUUUCUGCAUCUGCAUCCAGCUGCUGAACAAAACCUGGAAGGAGAUGAGAGCCACGCAGGAAGACUUUGAUAAGGUUAUGCAGGUGGUUCGGGAGCAGAUCACCAGGACCCUGUCCAGUAAGCCCACCUCACUGGAGCUCUUUAAGAACAAGGUGAAUGCUCUGAACUACAGUGAGAUCCUGAAGCUGCGGCAGACUGAGAGACUGCAUCAGGAGGAGACCCUGGCCCCACCUGUGCUUGAGCUGAAAGAGCGUCUGAAGCCGGAGUUGUUGGAGCUGAUCAGACAGCAGAGGCUGAACCGGCUGUGUCAUGGCACGCUGUUCCGCAAGAUCAGCAGUCGCCGGAGACAAGAUAAGCUGUGGUACUGCCGGCUCUCUCCUAAUCACAAAGUCCUGCACUAUGGAGAUGUGGAGGAGGAGACCGAGACACCCUCCAUUGAGAGUCUGCAGGACAAAAUCCCUGUGGCAGAUAUCAAAGCGCUGCUGACUGGAAAGGACUGUCCUCACAUGAAAGAAAACAAAGGCAAACAAACCAAGGAGAUGCUGGACCUGGCAUUCAGCAUUACGUACGAUGUUGAGGAGUACAGCUUGAAUUUCAUCGCCUCCUCCAGAACAGAUUUCUGCUUGUGGACGGAUGGGCUGAAUGUUUUGCUGGGCAAAGAGAUGAGCAGUGAGGCGAUGCGCAGCGAACUGGAAAUCCUUCUCUCCAUGGAGAUUAAGCUCCGCCUCCUGGACCUCGAGAACGUCCCCAUCCCUGACACAGCCCCACCUAUCCCCAAACCCCCUAGUAACUUCAACUUCUGCUACGACUUUAGCCAGGCGGAGCAGUAACUUCGGGCACUGACCAUGUUUCAGCUCUUCUGAAGUGAGCGGAUACCCCGUUAGCACAGACGGAUGUGCUGGUAGCAGACACACUACGGCCUUAAGAUCAGGAGAUUUGUGAAAAAAGCAGGCUGUGAGUAAGAGGGGCAGUGUUUUACUGCUGUUUUGUAUGACGUUGUGCCCUCACACACACAAAUCACUAAAUCCUCACUGAAACUUUUUCCAUAGAGUGACACACCCCAGUGUGGUGAUGUGGUUGCCUUUCUUGAAGCUGAAUGUAAAGGUGUUGUU